UUCAAGGUGAAGACCUUCAAGAAGGUGAAGCCCUGUGGGAUCUGCCGACAGGUCAUCACCCGGGAGGGUUGCACCUGCAAAGUCUGCAGCUUCUCCUGUCAUCGGAAAUGCCAGGCCAAGGUGGCUGCUCCCUGCUUUCCUCCAUCCAGCCACGAACUGGUGCCCGUCAACACUGAAACUGCUCCAAAGAAUGUAGUGGACACGGGAGAAGGAGCCUCCCGGGGUGGAAACACACGGAAAAGCCUUGAGGAAGAUAGCUCCACCAGAGUCACGCCAAGUGUCCAGCCCCAUCCCCAGCCCAUCAGAAACAUGAGUGUGAGCGGGGCCACGGACGACAGCUGUGAGCUGGACCUGGUGUAUGUCACUGAGAGGAUCAUCGCCGUCUCCUUCCCCAGCACAGCCAAUGAGGAGAACUUCCGGAGCAACCUCCGUGAGGUGGCCCAGAUGCUCAAGUCCAAACAUGGAGGCAACUACCUGCUUUUCAACCUCUCUGAGCGGAGACCUGACAUCACGAAGCUCCACGCCAAGGUACUGGAAUUUGGCUGGCCUGAUCUCCACACCCCAGCCCUGGAGAAGAUCUGCAGCAUCUGCAAGGCCAUGGACACUUGGCUCAAUGCAGAUGCCCACAAUGUUGUUGUUCUACACAACAAGGGAAACCGAGGCAGGAUAGGUGUUGUGAUCGCGGCUUACAUGCACUACAGCAACAUUUCUGCCAGUGCGGACCAGGCCCUGGACCGGUUUGCAAUGAAGCGGUUCUACGAGGAUAAGAUUGUACCCAUUGGCCAGCCAUCCCAGAGAAGGUACGUGCGUUAUUUCAGCGGCCUGCUCUCUGGCUCCAUCAAAAUGAACAACAAGCCCUUGUUUCUGCACCACGUCAUCAUGCAUGGCAUCCCCAACUUUGAGUCUAAAGGAGGGUGUCGGCCAUUUCUCCGGAUCUACCAGGCCAUGCAACCUGUUUACACAUCUGGUAUCUACAACGUCCAAGGAGACAGCCAGACCAGCAUCUGCAUCACCAUCGAGCCCGGGCUGCUCUUGAAGGGAGACAUCUUGCUGAAGUGCUACCACAAGAAGUUCCGGAGCCCAGCCCGAGACGUCAUCUUCCGCGUGCAGUUCCAUACCUGCGCCAUCCAUGACCUGGGGGUUGUCUUUGGGAAGGAGGACCUCGACGAUGCCUUCAAAGAUGAUCGAUUUCCAGAAUAUGGCAAAGUUGAAUUUGUGUUUUCUUAUGGACCAGAGAAAAUUCAAGGCAUGGAACACCUGGAGAACGGGCCAAGUGUGUCUGUGGACUAUAACACCUCCGACCCCCUCAUCCGCUGGGAUUCCUAUGACAACUUCAGUGGGCAUCAAGAUGAUGGCAUGGAGGAGGUUGUGGGCCACACGCAGGGACCCCUGGACGGGAGCCUGUAUGCCAAGGUGAAGAAGAAGGACUCCCUGCACGGCAGCACCGGGGCCGUCAACGCCACGCGGCCCGCUCUGUCGGCUACCCCCAACCACGUGGAGCACACCCUGUCCGUGAGCAGCGACUCAGGCAACUCCACGGCCUCCACCAAGACAGACAAGACCGAUGAGCCUGCCCCCGGCCCCUCCAGUGCCCCUGCUGCCCUGAGUCCCGAGGAGAAGCGUGAGCUGGACCGCCUGCUCAGUGGCUUUGGCUUGGAGCGAGAGAAGCAAGGCACCAUGUACCACACCCAGCAUCUCCGGUCCCGCCUGGCGGGGGGCCCUGCUGCGCCCUCCUCCGGCCGCCAUGUCGUCCCGGCCCAGGUUCACGUCAAUGGCAGGGCCUUGGCAUCCGAGCGGGAGACAGACAUCCUGGACGAUGAGCUGCCCAACCAGGAUGGGCACAGCGUGGGCAGCAUGGGCACACUGUCUUCCCUGGAUGGGGUCACUAACACCAGUGAGGGGGGCUACCCGGAGGCCCUGUCCCCACUGACCAACGGUCUGGACAAGCCCUAUCCCGUGGAACCUAUGGUCAACGGCGGGGGCUAUCCCUAUGAGUCUGCCAGCCGGGCAGUGCCUGCCCAAACUGGCCACCCUGCCCCCAUGCGACCCUCCUACUCUGCACAGGAGAGUUUAGCUGGCUACCAGCGGGAGGGGCCCCACCCAGCCUGGCCACAGUCAAUGACCACCUCCCACUAUGGCCAUGACCCCAGCGGUAUGUUCCGCUCUCAGUCCUUUCCGGAAACCAAGCCCCAGCUGCCCCCAGCUCCAGCCCGGGGGGGCAGCAGCCGGGAGGCUGUGCAGAGGGGCCUGAAUUCCUGGCAGCCUCACCCACCUCCUCGCCAGCAGGAAAGAGCCCACUUGGAGAGCCUCGGGCUCAGCAGGCCCAGCCCCCAGCCAUUGGCAGAGCCCCCCAUGCCUGGCCUCCCCGAGUUCCCGCGGGCAGCCUCCCAGCAGGAGAUCGAGCAGUCCAUCGAAGCCCUCAAUAUGCUGAUGCUGGAUCUGGAGCCAGCCACGGCGGCCGCCCCACUGCACAAGUCCCAGAGUGUCCCUGGGGCCUGGCCAGGCGCUUCCCCGCUCUCCUCCCAGCCCCUCUCUGGCUCCUCCUCCCAGUCCCAUCCGCUGACCCAGUCCAGAUCUGGCUACAUCCCCCGUGGGCAUUCCUUGGGCACCCCUGAGCCUGCUCCCCGGGCCUCCCUGGAGUCUGUCCCUCCUGGCAGGCCUUACUCACCUUAUGAUUAUCAGCCGUGUCUAACGGGGCCCAACCAGAGUUACCGUCCAAAGAGCCCAGCUGCCUCCACCUCGUCUGCCUUCCUUCCAAACACCCAGAGCUCUCCGGGGCCUCAGCUGCCCCCAGUCUCUCUCCCUGGCCUCACCACUCAGCCUCAGCUUCCAUCGAAGGAGGUGACGUCAGACCCAUCCCGAACUCCAGAGGAGGAGCCAUUGAACUUGGAGGGGCUUGUGGCCCACCGGGUAGCAGCGUACAACGCCAGGCUGCAGGGCACUGGACAGAGUGUUGGCUCCGGGCACCCUCCUCUCCACCGGCUCCGAUCUUCCUCUCUCUCUGGUGGCCUCCAGGAUCCCCUCCCUUCUGGAGCCCCAGACAAGCAGUCGGACACCCAGCCCCGCCACCUGGAGCUGAGGAAUCCAGUGUUUUGGAAAUUGGAAGGCUGGAAAGAAGAGCUGGGGGUGCAGGCUCGGGAGAAGCAGCCUGCAGAGCCGCCAGCACCUCUCCGGAGGCGGGCGGCCAGCAAUGGGCAGUACGAGAACCAGUCGCCAGAACCUGCAUCUCCCCGUAGUCCUGGGGUUCGCUCCCCUGUCCAGUGCGUCUCCCCAGAGCUGGCGCUCACCAUCGCUCUCAAUCCUGGAGGGCGGCCCAAAGAGCCCCAUCUGCACAGCUACAAGGAGGCCUUUGAGGAGAUGGAGAGAACCUCUCCGACCAGCCCACCGCCCAGUGGGGUGCGCUCCCCUCCAGGUCUGGCCAAGACACCUCUGUCUGCUCUGGGCCUGAAGCCCCAUAACCCAGCCAGCAUCCUGCUGCACCCCACCGGCGAGGAGGAUGAGGGGAAGGUGGUGGCAGAGCUUUCUGAAGAGCCCCGGAGCUAUGUGGAGUCGGUGGUGCGGACGGCAGUGGCUGGGCCCCGGACUCAGGAUCCUGAGCCCAAGAGCUUUAGCGCCCCGGUUGCCCAGGCCUAUGGCCGCGAGACACCCCUGAGGAACGGGACCCUGGGAGGCUCCUUUGUCUCCCCCAGCCCCCUUUCCACCAGCAGCCCCAUCCUCAGCGCUGACAGCCCUCCCACCUCACAUCACCCAGGGGACCUGAGCUUAUCCAACCUGGCCCAGGGUGUGGCCGGCCAGACUCCAGACUCCUCCCAGUCUGUGGCUCCAGGCUUUGGAGCAUCUAUCACUUCAGUGGGGAGUUUCCCAUCAGGGGAGAGCAGCGACCAGGGCCCGCGGACACCCACCCAGCCUCUGCUGGAUUCUGGCUUCCGCUCCGGCAGCCUGGGCCAGCCCAGCCCUUCGGCUCAGAGAAGCUACCAGAGCUCUUCUCCUCUCCCGACUGCGGGCAGCAUCUACAGCAGCCCUGACUACUCACUUCAGCAGUUCAGCUCCCCGGAAAGCCAGGCCCGGUCUCAAUUCAGUGUGGCGGGUGUCCACACGGUGCCCGGGAGCCCGCAGGCACGGCACAGGACAGUGGGCACCAACACUCCCUCUAGCCCUGGCUUUGUCCGCCGGGCCGUGAAUCCCGGCAUGGCUGCCCCCUGCAGCCCCAGUUUGAGCCACCGCCAGGUGAUGGGUCCACCCGGAACUGGUUUCCAUGGUAACAUGGUCUCCAGCCCCCAGAGCAGUGCAGCAACCACUCCGGGAAGCCCCAGCCUGGGCCGGCACCCUGGGGCCCACCAAGGCAACCUGGCCUCCAGUCUCCACGGCAACGCAGUAGCCAGCCCCGGAAGCCCCAGCCUGGGCCGUCACUUGGGAGGGUCUGGAUCUGUGGUUCCCGGCAGCCCCAGCUUGGACCAGCAGGUGGCCUAUGGUGGCUACUCCACCCCUGAGGACCGGAGACCCACGUUGUCCCGACAGAGCAGCGCCUCGGGCUACCAGGCCCCUUCGACGCCCUCCUUUCCUGUGUCCCCUGCCUACUACCCCGGCCUGAGCAACCCCGCCACCUCCCCCUCGCCAGAUUCAGCAACCUUCCGACAAGGGAGCCCGACACCGGCCUUGCCAGAGAAGCGGAGGAUGUCCAUGGGAGAGCGAGCGGGCAGCCUCCCCAACUACGCCACCGUCAACGGGAAGGUGUCCUCCUCGCCUGUCGCCAGCGGCAUGUCCAGUCCCAGCGGGGGCAGCACCGUCUCCUUCUCCCACACUCUGCCUGACUUCUCCAAGUACUCCAUGCCAGACAACAGCCCUGAGACGCGGGCUAAAGUGAAAUUUGUCCAGGACACUUCCAAGUAUUGGUACAAGCCCGAGAUCUCCAGAGAGCAGGCCAUCGCCCUCCUUAAGGACCAGGAGCCAGGGGCUUUCAUCAUCCGAGACAGCCACUCCUUCCGAGGAGCCUAUGGGCUGGCCAUGAAGGUGUCUUCGCCCCCUCCGACCAUCAUGCAGCAGAAUAAAAAAGGGGACAUGACCCAUGAGCUCGUGAGGCAUUUCCUGAUAGAGACGAGCCCCAGAGGAGUCAAGCUCAAGGGCUGCCCCAACGAGCCAAACUUCGGAUCUCUGUCUGCCCUGGUCUACCAGCACUCCAUCAUCCCACUGGCUCUGCCCUGUAAGCUGGUCAUUCCACACCGAGACCCCACAGAUGAAUCAAAAGAUAGCUCGGGCCCUGCCAACUCAACCAGUGACCUGCUGAAGCAAGGGGCAGCCUGCAACGUGCUCUUCAUCAACUCUGUGGACAUGGAGUCACUCACUGGGCCACAGGCCAUCUCCAAAGCCACUUCUGAGACACUGGCUACUGACCCCACGCCGGCUGCCACCAUCGUCCACUUCAAAGUUUCUGCCCAGGGAAUUACACUGACUGACAACCAGAGAAAGCUCUUCUUCAGACGACACUACCCCCUCAACACCAUCACCUUCUGUGACCUGGAUCCACAGGAGAGGAAGUGGAUGAAGACAGAGGGAGGUUCCCCUGCUAAGCUCUUCGGCUUUGUGGCCCGGAAGCAGGGCAGCACCACGGACAACGCCUGCCAUCUCUUUGCUGAGCUUGACCCCAACCAGCCGGCCUCCGCCAUCGUCAACUUUGUCUCCAAGGUCAUGCUGAGUGCCGGCCAGAAGAGAUGAACUCCCCCCUCCCCUUGCCCGGGGCCAGGGCAGUGGGGAUGGGUAUGUGGGGAAGGGACCGGUGCAUCCUGACCAUCCUUGCAUCCAGAAGGAGGACUUUGGGCCAAUUUUGGAGAAGGAGAGAAGAAAGUGUAAUGUGGGGAGAGGGAAGUGAAUUGAGCGGGGAGGGGGAGAGAGAGAGAAAGAAGGAAAAAGAUGGAGGAGAAUAACUCAGAUUCCCCCGGGGAGAUGGAUCCUGCAAAACCCCCAGAGCCUCCAAAACGAACCAGGUCCACCUAACUCCCCCUCCCCCCUCCGAGAGGAUGGAACUCCCCAAGAGAGGCAGAAUGAACCUCUCUGGAGAUCCACGUUUUGGGGGGGAAAUGGAAAAGCUCUUUUUUCCUAACCCAACUGCUUUGCAAGGAGAAAUCCUGUCAAGAGAAUCUUUUUCUGUCCACCUCUAGGGUAGAUCACCAAACCAAAAAGAGCCACCAUGGGACAUCCAGUGGUGGAACUUUUGCUUUUGAAAGAAUCUCAGACCUGAGGCCCCUAAGGUCUCUUUGCUCUGCCUCUGAUGUACAGUUUGUGGGUAUCUUUAUGGGGUGUAUAUAUGGCCACACCCACAUCCUCACACACUGAUUUCUGUUUGCCUCUCAGCUUGAAUUAUAAACAGGUAUACUUGUCCGUGUCCCCUGUGUUUGCACACACAAGUGCAUACUGUCCAAAGAAAGUUAGAGUCGGGGGUGACAGGGCAGCAGGGAGGGGGCAUAAGCCCUCUUCCCCAGGAGCACCCAGGAUUGUGGGUAAUGGACGCUCUCUUGGUCCCUGCACCUGCUCUAACAGCCUUGGGUGCCGCCAACCCCUUCUCCUCAACAGAGACUCCCACGGAGUGGGUCUGGCCGUGCUGCAACGUUACCCCUGAUCUGUCUCCACCAGGAAGCUGGAGCAUUGGUUUGAGGAGAUGGGGACUUGUGUGUCCGGAGCUCUGGGGAAGAGAUCCCUCAGGAAGGGAGGCUGUUGAGCUCUAGGCACCUUCCCCGAGGCGUGUGGCCCAGCCUCGGGGUGGGCAGGUGGCUCCCGCCAGCUCCCAGCCCUCAACCCCUUCUUGGGUUCCAUGCCCCAGAUCAGCCUUUCUCAGACUUGCUCAUGUGCAUGUUGCCUUUUAGGGUGCUGGCGAUUGAGCCUUCCUGCUCUGCCCUGCCCUGUUCUGUCCUGCAGGGUCCCCAUGUUGGGGCUCAUCCUGGGAACCUGCUUCCGUAAGCCCUGCUCGGCGAGGCCCAGGAGAGACCCCUGCAGUUCCUGUGAUCCCUCUGCAAGGGAUCGGGCGUCUGACUUUUGCUGGACCGCCCAGGGGAGCUGCUCAGAGUUCUGGGGGAUGCUGCCUGCACACCACAUGGCCUGCCUACGAUACCAAAGCCUUGCUCUUCCCGCUUCUGCCUUGGUUUCCCCCCCAGAGCCCAGCUGCCGUGCAGCAGAGAGCAGAAGGCACACAUUUAGGCCAAAGGGCUGAGAGUCCAGCUGGGCGAUUGGGCACUCCCUGACCACCACCCAAGUGCUCUAAGCCAGAUGGAAAAAUCCACCGGGACUCCAUCCUUGAGUAGCUUCUUAAGCCUCUGGGUUCCCUAGAGAGAGGCAUUGUACUGAUAUAUAAAUAUAUAUAAUAUAUAUGUGAGACAUACUGACAGAAUCUGUAAGCUAAUGAAAUAUAAGAAAAGCUUAAAAAAAAGAAUAGGUAAAUUGACAAGAAGUAUUUAUUAUUUCCCCAUAUAGCUUUAUUGCCUCCCCGGCAUAAUCCAGUCCCCAUCCCUCUCUGUACCUAUAAGUGAAGCCUGAAGGGUAGGGGCCUUUAUCCUUGGAGCAAUCAGGGGUCUCCUUGCCCUGGCCUUGGCCUUCCCUAGACUCUGACUAGGGCUCAGCAGAGAGGGGGUGCACGUGUUCCGUCCCCUUCACCCCCGCCCCCUUAUUUUUGGCAAGCUGGGCCCGGCUGUCAGCUCCCAGAGAUGAGGGCUUAGCAGCCUGUCUCCCUGCAGGCCCGAGCUGGUGUGUGAGCCUGCAGGGGACACGGGUGUGUGUGGUGGGAGUGGGUGACGUGUGCAUCUUGUAUUUUUUUUCUCUUCCAAGAAGCUGUAUCUGUGUGGAUGUUCUGUUUCAGGGAGUUGGAGAGGAGAGUGUCUGAAGAUGGUGGGGAGUAGCCCCCUGCUUCCCAAAGAUUGAAACCUUGUUCUUGGUGACCAAGACUCCCCCAAAGGGCUCUUCCUUCUGAGGCUUUCAAGCCGGACACUGCGAUUGCCCCUCUCUCAUUCCCUACCUAAGCCCAACUCUCUUCCCAGACAGAAGAGGAUAUUCCCACCCACUUCCUUUGUAAAUAUCUUAAUCUCCCACCGGACGGCCCGGGAACUCUCUCCUGGUCUGGAUGGCCGGGCGGAGCAUCAGACCCUUCAUGUGAGUCUGGGGUCAGCCUUCACACGUGCUUUCCCACCACCCACCAGCAGCCCCCCCCCCACCCCCCACUCAGGCCUGAGCCACGCGUGACUCUGGGAAGGACUCAGGAGAUGCUGGGGAGCUGAUCAACUCCCCCGACCCCAUAUCCUUCUGGGAAGAGUCAGUUUCCGAGAGUGUGGCCGUCCAGAAGAAAGAUGGGGAACGGUACCCCAAUCUCCACCGUGGUCUCACCUUUGGGUCAGACACUGCUUGGGAUAAGCCCCGCCCCCCGUGUCUCACAGUUUAGGCCCGUGCACCUUGCACACGUGCGCGCACACACACACACAACCACAGCACUGAAGUAUGUUCUUGCCAAAGAUUUCCUUUAAAAGAAAGCACUUUUUAAUAAUUAUUGUUAUUAUCGUGUGAAUGUUUAUCCUUUUUUUCUCCCCACCCCUCUCCCCAACCGUUUUUGCUGUUGUUUAUUGUUGAACCUGCUUGUCAGCCAGGAGAGUGCCAUCUGGUCUUGAAAGUGGGUUGGGGAGUUGGGGAUGGGAAAGAGGUCUGGGAGGAGUUGGCAAGAAAGAGCCGGAGGCCGGAGAGGCCUGGUCAGCUUGGGCUGCAGGGAUGCAGACCCCAGGCAAGCUCAGGCCCCAGCCCCGGGCCCAGCCUGUGUCUUGCUGUGCAUCCAGGCCUCUGAGGCAGCCGAGGCCUCGCCGUAGCUGCCCUGUACGGUAUCUGGAGGGAACAGGGGGCAGGGAAGCGACAGGCCUCCAAUUCAGCAGGGAGAGAGGCCCAGCAAGGUCCCCGUGGCCCUUCCCAGAUGGAGCGAGAGGGGAGGACUGGGCAUGGAAAUCGUGGAGAGGUGACCGCGGAGGGGAAAUGGGGAGGAAGGGAACAGUCUGAUGGAGCUCCAGGGCUGAGCGGAUGCCCCUGCCCUGCGAUCGUGGUGUUCUGGUUCGCUCCUCCAGCCAGGUGUUGCAGGGACAGAGACGUUGUGUCCUAGGUUUAGGAAAGGCCCUUUGACCCAGGUCCCCAUUGGAGCCUCUCCCGCAGCAGCUCCAGAUGCUUGCGGACUGCCAGGAUUCCUUCUUCCCUGGCAGGGUUUUGAGGGAUCCCUGGGUGUGUCAGAGACAGGCAGGAUAGGGGUGGGGGGACCUGGUGGCCGUAUGACCAUAAGAGAGAGCCCGAGGGACACGUGUGAUUCUCUGUAAAGGGGCUCCCGGAGGAACAUGAGUCGAACACCCUUCUGCCCACUCGGAUGGGCCGAGCAGAGGUGGGGCAGGCCCCUGGUGCCCCCCAGGGGUCUGUGGAUGCGUCUGUACGUGGAACAGUGUCUAUGGCCCCCUUCCCUGGGAGGCUCGUUCAUCACCCCUGCCUCCUGGGUCUGUUCCCCUGCUUUGGCCUUUCCCAGCUUCGGGAUCUGGAUCUGGGGGGAUCCAAGAGGCCAAUGCCCUUUCCAAGGGCUGCCUCCUGCCCCUACAUCUCCCCACCCUUGGGAUCCUUGGAGAGGCUGGGGGCAGAGUCCCGGGGCUACUUUUUCACCCGGGUCGAGGCCCCGGAAUCCUGAGACUGGAGUGCCCUGGCCAGUGGUAACACAGAACGUGUGCGCGCGCGUGUGCAAGUGUGGGUGUAUGUGUGUGCGUUUUUUGCUUGUCUCUUUAGGGAACUUAGGAGUUGGGCCGGAGGUGGUUGGCGAUGGGAUGUCAAGUUCACUAUUACCCAGCGGCGAAAGGAAUCAGGAGGCGAGGCUUGUAGGGCCCCUGAUUGGGGGAAUCUCAGUGUAGGCGAUGGUGAGGAUCAACCACACGGGGUGGCGCUCCUCUGUCCUCAGAUGUUGAAGUGUUGGAGGACCUCUGUUUAUUUCCCACACCUGGACUUUUCCCAGCUGCGAGGUAGUUGUAAAGGGAUAGCCCACUUUUGUUUCUAAUCAGUGUUCAACAGCUUGAGACUCUCCUGCGUGUCCACGUGUGGCUCAUGUGUGUGAGAGAGCACAUCUGGGCGUGCAUGCUGUGUUUCCCCUCCUCUCUGACAUGUCAUUCAAAACAAAUGUAAGAAAUUCCUCACCUCCAUCCCCUCCUGCCUCCCAGACCCUCUGCAGGAAAAACCGAAUAACCCAGCAUCCUCCUGAUCCCCUGGCUGUGUAUUUAUAUAGAUGGAAAUAUACUUUCUAUUUUGUAUCAUCGUGCCUAUAAUCUCUGUCACCUUGUAUAAACCCUGAUGUAUGCUACUUACCCUGGAUAUGAAUGUAUUGUACACUGAUGCUGUCCCACUCCUGUACAGCUGCUUUGUUUCUUUGCAAUCCAUUGUAUGGCUUUAUAAACGAUAAAGUGAAAGAAAAAUCUGUGCUGUUAA
This is a messenger RNA of Kogia breviceps (pygmy sperm whale), 10467 nucleotides long. NCBI's taxonomy places the organism in Eukaryota, Metazoa, Chordata, Mammalia, Artiodactyla, Physeteridae. The record is from RefSeq and is a predicted model, not a curated record.